Molecule: messenger RNA, 597 nt
Organism: Megalops cyprinoides (Indo-Pacific tarpon)
Lineage: Eukaryota; Metazoa; Chordata; Actinopteri; Elopiformes; Megalopidae
Product: protein C9orf135-like
Exons: 6
Coding region: 1-597 (198 amino acids)
Cellular component (GO): plasma membrane
Source: RefSeq, a predicted model, not a curated record
AUGCAUUACAGCAAAGCUACGCUUGUUUCAAACUGGCACAGGACCCGUGAGGCCGAGCCAAAGGACUAUGAUUUAACAGCGUGUCCAGAAGGAGAAAAGUCGUUACAUAGAUCAACCUACAAACAUUUUGGAACCUGUACCAACACUGGCUGGACCACUACUACGGAAGACCAGCUGUCGCACUGGAAUCUUCAGAGACAGCACGAGGUCAUGAACACGCGGAGAUCAAUGGUGCAGACAGAUCUUUUCCAGUCUGUAGUCUUGGACAGGGAGACGAUGCGACCGAAGACAGGAUAUAAUGCAGUCUUGCCACGUCACCGUACUGGCCACAACCAGAUGGACUUGAGGACCACAUAUGGCCUGGAUUAUCUAUCUCCUCAUGUCUACAGCAAAAAAGAAAUUAAGGUGAUGCAGGACCAACCGGAUGGUGCUGCCAUGUUCAGGAAGCGCGUGUCCCAGUUCACGGACACAGCGGAUUACCAUCGUUCAGGCCGGAACACGUGGCAGGAUGAAAGUGGGGUGUACGGACCCAGAGAAGCUGGGAUCCAGGCCUCCCAGCCCACCAACCCCAUCUGCCAACAGAGUGGCGCCCCCUGA